CGUCACAAAAAGCGCGCCAACAAGACGCGGCCGCCAUGUUGGCGCCGUGAGGGGAAACUUUCCGCCGCCAUGUUGGCGCCGUGAGGGGAAGGUUUCCGCCGCCGCGGCCGCCAUGUUGGCGCCGUGAGGGGGAAGUUUCCGCCGCCAUGUCUGCACCGUGAGGGGGAAGAAGCCGCCGCCGCCAUGAAGCCGCCGUUGCGGCGCCGCUUUGUCCCGUCGCGUUUCGCGGCGGUGCCGCCGAGCCCCGAGCGGCCGCAGCGCGGGGCCUGGGGGCAGCGGGAGAAGCGGGCGCUGCUGGCGGCGCUGCGGGCCCAGGCUGAGCGCGGCCUCUCGGAGCAGCGGCUGCCGGCGGCGCUGAGGGAGCAGCUGCCCCGCAGGAGCGAGGCCGAGAUCCGGGCGCUGCUGGUUCGGCUGCGGGGCCGCGCCGCUCGCGAGGCCCUGACCUCGAAAUUCCGGAACUUUCUGCGGCUCCAGCGCCAGAUCCGCGCCCCCAUCCAGGUGUGGCAGGACCUGACCGAGACCCUCGGGGGAGGGGUCCUGGAGGGUCCCCCCAGCGCCGCCUUCUCCCAGGUGCUGACGGUGGCGGCCACGGAGCCCCUGAGCCUGGAGCUCUCCAGACCCCCCCAGGAGUUGGGGACCCCCUCCCCAAAUUCGGGGCCCCCCAGGGAAGGGGAGACCCCCUCCCCAAAUUCGGGGUCCCCCCCAAACCCCGGGGGUCUCCAGGUGGAUUUUGGGAGGAUUUACGAAUUCCUGGCGCGGAUCAGCGCGGGGGGGGAGGGGCAGCCCCUGCCCCCUGCAGAGUCCGCCGUGGUUCUGGCCUUACUGGGAGCGCUGCCGGCGGAACUGGGAGCACUGGGAGCGCUGGGGUCGCUGCAGCAUCACCUGCGGGGGGUCUGGGGGUCCCUGAGGGGCCCGGCCCCGCUGCUGCCGCCCCCCCUGAACCCCCUGCUGGUGCCGCUGGGGCUGCUGGGGCGGGCGGGCUGAGAACUCCUGAAAAUUCGGGGGUCCCAAAAUUCCCG
Messenger RNA from Catharus ustulatus (Swainson's thrush), 1019 nucleotides. It is a transcript of the gene SNAPC2, whose product is annotated as small nuclear RNA activating complex polypeptide 2. Gene Ontology annotation, cellular component: nuclear body. Gene Ontology annotation, biological process: snRNA transcription. Lineage: Eukaryota; Metazoa; Chordata; Aves; Passeriformes; Turdidae. Gene Ontology annotation, molecular function: RNA polymerase II general transcription initiation factor activity. The transcript has 6 exons. The coding region runs from base 184 to 984 and encodes 266 amino acids. The record is from RefSeq and is a predicted model, not a curated record.